AUGGCAGAGCCCAAACCCGAAUUCCUUCGCUUCACCGGCCACCGCGCCUUCACACAGCGCCUGGUGCUCGCGACACUAUACGGCCGACCGAUACACAUUUCCAAGAUUCGUAGCUCAUCGGCAACCAACCCAGGCCUUGCGCCGCACGAGAUUUCCUUUCUGCGACUUCUCGAGUCUGUGACGAACGGCAGCAUCAUCGAUGUUUCGUACAGCGGCACAACCAUUACCUACCAACCGGGCUUGAUCACAGGCACCGUCCCAGGCAUGAACGCUUCGCUCUCAAGCGACGCGAUUGAACACGUGAUUCCGGCAACGAACACCCGCGGCAUUACAUACUUCCUGAUUCCAUUAGCGCUACUCGCGCCCUUCUCCAAAGCUCAUCUGAACGUGCGAUUCACUGGUCCGGGUGUCAUCACCUCUGCCACUCAUGGCGCCCGCGAUCUCUCAAUCGACACAUUCCGUACCGCUGUGCUCCCGCUAUACGGCCUUUUUGGCAUCCCUCCAGCACGCAUUGAACUGCGGGUGCUACAGCGAUCGUGCGCUGGACCCGGGGGCAAGGGCGGCGGCGGAAUUGUUGAGAUGCGCUUUGCGAGUCAAGUGCGCCUACCCAAGACGCUGCACCUUAACCGUCGGCCUGGAAAAGUACGGCGCAUACGCGGCGUUGCCUAUUGCACUGGUGUCGCAGCGAGCCACAACAACCGCAUGAUCACAGCCGCCCGCGGCGUGCUCAACCAGCUUGUGUCGGAUGUACACAUCGCCGCCCAAUACGACCCGGCCCCUCUGGUGGCGGAGAAGGGCACUACGCAGAAAAAGAAGACCGGAAUUGGGUUUGGGUUAAGUUUAGUUGCGGAGACGAGUGCUGAGGGGGUAAUCUAUGCUGCUGACGAAGUGGCUCCUCCAGAAGGCGGCGUGGUGCCUGAAGACAUUGGCGAGAAGUGCGCUUACCAAUUAUUGGACGUGAUAGCUCAGGGCGGCUGUGUCAUGGCUGCAUCAGCGCCAACUGUUCUUACGCUGAUGGCCAUGGGCUCAGAAGAUGUGGGAAGGUUAAGAUUGGGUAGGAGAGUGGUGAGUCCAGAGUUGUUAGAACUCGCGAGGGACCUGAAAGCGUUUGGAGCAGCAAGCUGGGGUAUACGAGAUGCCGGAGACGAUGAAGAUGAUGCCGAAGGGGAAUUGGGCGAUCUUAUAGUGUCGGUUAAGGGUACAGGUGUUGGCAAUGUCGGGCGCAAGGUUGCAUAA
Thermochaetoides thermophila DSM 1495 is the source of this 1236-nucleotide messenger RNA. RefSeq names its product RNA 3'-terminal phosphate cyclase-like protein. Bases 1 to 1236 code for a protein of 411 amino acids. The transcript has a single exon. Lineage: Eukaryota; Fungi; Ascomycota; Sordariomycetes; Sordariales; Chaetomiaceae. Gene Ontology annotation, biological process: endonucleolytic cleavage of tricistronic rRNA transcript (SSU-rRNA, 5.8S rRNA, LSU-rRNA); ribosome biogenesis. Gene Ontology annotation, molecular function: RNA endonuclease activity. Gene Ontology annotation, cellular component: nucleolus. The record is from RefSeq and is a predicted model, not a curated record.